Corticium candelabrum is the source of this 1450-nucleotide messenger RNA. RefSeq lists its product as uncharacterized. NCBI's taxonomy places the organism in Eukaryota, Metazoa, Porifera, Homoscleromorpha, Homosclerophorida, Plakinidae. Gene Ontology annotation, molecular function: hydrolase activity. The record is from RefSeq and is a predicted model, not a curated record. The transcript has 10 exons. Bases 55 to 1350 code for a protein of 431 amino acids.
GCAAGACAUCUGUGCGCAUCAAUUCAGUUGAUAUUAUCGCUUCGUCACAACGUGAUGCAGUCGCGGGGCUUCCAGUACUGCGUCUUCAUCGUUUUUGGUCUCACCGUCGUCGUCGCAUUGCGUCGGACAAGGAAAUAUCAACACGGCAAUCUGGUAGGCAAUACUGAAAGUGUGGAAACAGACAGACACCUUUGGGUGGUUCGUGGUAAUAACGGCAGAGUCGAGCAAUUGGCGACUCGGUCGCACCUACAAAGAAGACUGUUUGACAGCCAACAAGUCGCCAGCCACGGCGCCAGAUGUCUCGACGGCUCGAGCUCCGGCUACUACAUUCGUCGAGGAACGCUCAAUACAUCGUGGGUUAUUUUCCUUCAAGGAGGCGGACACUGUGGCUCAGAGAAUGACUGCAAUGUUCAAGCGCGCGGUAUUCUCGGGUCAUCUCAUCAUUGGCCAGAAUUGAAAACCGGUCGCAGUCUGCUCUCUCUCGAUUCGACAUUGAACAAAGAUUUCCGAAAUUGGAAUCACGUUGAUAUACCAUAUUGUUCCGGUGACGUCUACACGGGGCAGAGACGGAAGCCUAAUAAAUGGGGCCUCUACUUUGCUGGUCAUUUGUCAUUAGUUGCAAUACUCUCAGACCUUCUCAACACGACAAGCUUGACUCAGGCAAAGCGUGUUAUUAUUUCUGGAGCGUCAGCUGGAGCGGUAGCAGCAUUCGAGCACGCAGACUUUAUUAGCAAUCUGCUUCCUUGGGCGGACGUGAAAGCAGUUCCUAUAGGUGGCGUUUAUCUACCCAAAGAUGUGCAGCAGUUUACCUACUGGAAGAGCAGUCGAGAGCAGCCGGAACGAAACGCGUUCCUGCACGAUUUGUACCAGAGUUUUACUCACGUGAUGUGUAGGAAUGCAAAUCGCGAGAAUGCUCAUCGUUGCGGACCGGCCAAUGUCGCAUUUCUGCUUCCAUACAUAGCAACCCCAUUGUUCAUAGCUGAAAACCAAUAUGACUCAGACAAGCUGCAACUCCUUGGCUGUCCAUUCUCGAAAGGAAUGGAUCAAAUGGAAUACGUACAGUACUAUGGAGAACGUGUUCGUGAGACUCUGUUGAAUGUGAGCAAGUCGGAGAAACGUGUUGGAGUCUUUUCGCCUUCCUGUUUGGAUCAUACAGCUUCUUUGAACAAGGUGUACAAGAGUCCUCGGAUUGCCGGAAAUUCUUUCGGAAAGUUAUUGCACAAGUGGUACUUCAGCAGCAAUACGCAUCGCAGCACAAAUCUCGUGGAAAGGUGUGAUGAGACACUGACAGUUAGUACAAGAUUGUUGCCAUGUAAUCGUGCUGCCCAAUGCAAAAGGCUACGCAGCUGAUACUUGUAUGCGUAGAAUUGUAAACUUGAACAAACAUUUUAAUAUUGCUAAGUGGUAGUAUGUGUAUAAUUUGAGUCAUAUCUCGGUGUAACGUACCGGU